Messenger RNA from Saccostrea cuccullata (small rock oyster), 1386 nucleotides. Its product is annotated as E3 ubiquitin-protein ligase TRIM33-like. Bases 247 to 1386 code for a protein of 379 amino acids. Gene Ontology annotation, molecular function: zinc ion binding. Lineage: Eukaryota; Metazoa; Mollusca; Bivalvia; Ostreida; Ostreidae. The transcript is spliced from 2 exons. The record is from RefSeq and is a predicted model, not a curated record.
AAUAAUAAUUCAAUUAUUUCAAUAAACAAAAGUAAUAUUUUAUGCAACAUUCAUAAUUUAUGCACUGUUAACGUUAGGUACAGGAAGAUAAAGAUAUUGAUCGGAGAGUAGGGCACAGACAUUCGCCUUGACUUUUAGAUAAUGAUAAUGCAAUCGGCCGUGCGACUGGAAAUCGAGUAAUAUGGAUUUCUGUUGGCUAGGACAGCUGCCAUUUUCCACCAGUAAGCAGAGGCCAAGGGUCUUGUCAUGGACCCUCGUACAAGUGCCCAGCACGUGAUACACUGUGACACGUGUGAGACUGUUAAAGUACAGAUGCACUGUGACACGUGUCUCGUAAUCCUAUGCAAGGCCUGUGUGGGAGAACACAUCUCUACUGAUGUAUCCAAGGAUCAUAAAGUGGUCAAAUAUGAGUUGAGGAAUUCUACUCCCCUUUACCCCGAAUGUGCCUCUCAUGGAAAAGAACGAUGUGAGAUGUUCUGUAGAAACUGUGACAUUUCCGUCUGUGGCAGUUGCCUUUCCUCUGAUCGGCAUAUGAGCCAUAAAUUAUCUAAAGUUGUAGAAGUUCUGGAUGAAAAGAAAGAUAAGAUAAACAAAUACAAAUCUGAGUUAAAUGAAAACGUUAAUCCCAAAUACCUGGAGAUGGAAUCUAAUAUACAAAACAAAAUAAGUGAGUUAGAAAAGGAAUAUGAAAAACUCUUAACCUCCAUAACAAAACAGGGAGAGGUCUUGCAAGGAAAAAUCAACAAACUUGUCAAUCAACUUAAAAACCAAGUUAAUGAAAUGAAGAGAUCGCAAUUACAAACUUUAAAAAAAAUUCUUGAUGAAAUCAACAAGAAAAUUAUUAACAUAAGAGAUGAAAUCAAUGUAUUAGAUAUUGCAAAAGACUCAAAUGACUUUUCAAAAAUCUUCAGCUUACAAGUCUCUAUAGAACAACAUAAAAACUUUCCAAAAAUACCUAUUUUGUCUGCCCCAAACUUUACACCGAAAGUUAUCCAAGAAGACGAACUUUGUUCUCACUUCGGAAAUUUCUCUUCAAUUCCUCUUAAAUCAAAACAAUUUGGAAACAUUCCGGAAACACCAAAAGAAAUCUCACUUAAAUCACAUAAGAAAAGUCCCCCUCAUUCAGUUAAACAGGGAUCAGUAAAAGUUUCUCUUCCGUAUAAAAAGCUGCGUAAUGAACCAGAGAUUUUCGACAAGCGCAUUUAUCAUUAUGGCCGCCUUCGAAAUAUUGCAUGUUUGGGUGAUGAAAAAAUAUGGGCCUGUGAUGAAUGCUGUACUAUGACACUCUACAGCAUAAAUCAGGGUUUAAUCAAGUCAAUCAGAACAAGGACAAUAAACAGGAGCCCAACAGACAUAGCAGUCACAAGAGGUGGAGAGCUAGUGUAA